Molecule: messenger RNA, 3566 nt
Organism: Hylaeus anthracinus
Lineage: Eukaryota; Metazoa; Arthropoda; Insecta; Hymenoptera; Colletidae
Gene: Usp10
Product: ubiquitin carboxyl-terminal hydrolase 10
Exons: 9
Coding region: 509-3319 (936 amino acids)
Biological process (GO): protein deubiquitination; DNA damage response, signal transduction by p53 class mediator; regulation of autophagy
Cellular component (GO): nucleus; cytosol
Molecular function (GO): cysteine-type deubiquitinase activity; cysteine-type endopeptidase activity
Source: RefSeq, a predicted model, not a curated record
CAAAUUCAAACUGCGACCCCUUCUACGAUCUAUAAAUUAAUAUGCGUUUUCAUUGAUUGUGACUACGUAUUAUCGUUCCUCGUCCAAUAUAAAACAGAAAUCAGGAGAGCGGGAAAAUCAGCUUCCAAUUUCAAUACAUAAAGCGCUAACUUGUUAAUAAUGAUAGUGGCGACGCCAAUUUUGCGAAGGGAAGGAGCAGCCGAACAGCAGUGAAGCAACGUGCAGCAACGUGCUUGGCCCAUUUUAACUACAGAACUGCCGAAUUAUGAUCGUUCAUAUUGUGUAAUUUGUUAAUAGACCGUACUCCCCUAUUCCCAUUUUAUUGUUGCACGAAACGUAAUCUGUGUAUUGUAUUUUUUAUAAUCGAAGGAAUCUUUUAUAACGUUUUCACGGAGAAUAAAAAACAAAAUUAGUGAUAACUCCGACAUCGUCCCUUUUUACUGCCGACACAAAUCACCGGAGCCUCAUGUCUCUUUGCUGCUAUUGUUUUUAAUGUUUUAUACCGCGUAUGGAUUUAACCAUGGAUGUUCAAAAUGAGCUUGAUUUUCAAUUUCUGGAUCUACAUGAUUUAAAUGAUAAUGAUAAGAAUCAUUUAAUAGGAAUUUUGAAAUCUAAUGUUACUACCGAUGCCUUAAAAUUACCGUGGGAUACAAUUGAAACUAAUAAUGAUAUUGAUGUUGCUGUAGCAGAAAUUCCUCAACUACAAAACCAAUGGUAUCACAAUGCAAUGCCACCUCCAUCUUCGUACACACAGCAAAUAAUGUGCAGCGACUGGCAAGGACCACCUAUGUACCCUGUUCCAACAGAUGCCCAUAUACAACCAUUUAUGCCUGCAAUGACUUACACUCAUCCAGGGUACAAUCUUGGAGGUGAAAUUCAUGAUGUCAACUGUAAUAGAGAGAAUAACAGAAGGAAUAAUCGAGGACGAGGAAUAAGGAGAGACAACUUCAAUCGCGGAAUGAAUCCUGCAAAUGACAUACAACCAGGAUACAUAGGAGAACAAGGACAAUUUCAUCCACAGUUAUCUUUUGUUGUUAUGUAUCCAGAUCAGGCACAGCAACAGCAAUUCUCUGGCCAUGUUCACUACCCUCCAUUAGCGAUAUAUCAACCAAAUCUUCAUACGCAUACGAAUGCGCAUCCGCAUGCACAGCCUACAUACGGAUAUCCUCCAUACCAUCAUCCUUCUGGUAAUAUGAGGUGUGUUCGACAAACAGCACCGGUAAUUUCACAACCUAAUCAAGAGUGUACAAAAGUACAAACCGCAAAGUCACACGAAAAACGCGUGCAAAAUGUCUAUACACCCGUCAAACAACCUUUUCACCAAAUAAAUGAAGAAGAUAACUCUUCGCAGACCAACAUAGUCACUACAGUAAUAACAGUAAAUAACAGUAAAGUAGAACAGUGUACCGAGAAUGCGGAUGAACACACUGCCAAUAGAAAGAAUACAAAUACUAAUGGAAAAGUACCUCCUGUAAAUGUGAAAAUAGAGCACAAUAUUGUGUCGACUGUAAAUGAGAAUUGUAACGGAGCCGAAAAAAAUGAUGUGCCAUGCGUAAAUAUUAACAGUAGUAUCGAAGUAAAACAAAACGGAGAAACCGAUAAAGAAUACAAAAAUGAAACAGUUUCCAGCAUUAAGACUACUGUUGUUAAAACGUUAUCGAAACCAGUUUCUAAAGGUGAGAAUGAAGCACAAAAGGAAGAUACUCCUACAAAGAGCGUACAGGAUGAAAUUAUUAUUAAAACGCCAAAUACUUCUUCCGUUACUACGAAUACUCCGAUACCCUCACCUGCUACAUCAUCUUUGAGUUCAUCUAGCAUAUCUUGGGCUAGUAUUUUGAAAAAAGGAAGUCCGGAAACGCAAUCAGCUCCACCGAAUUAUAAACCUAUGGCACGCAUUAAUCCUUUACCUGUUAGUCCAGUUAUAGAAAGUACUGUGGCUCCAAAAGCACAGUCACAGUUAGAAAAAGAUCAUCGUACCGACACGGUAGUUUUUACAAAUGAUAAUGUCUCAUCCAGCUCACAAAAUGUAAAUGAAAGUAAAAAUUUACAAACGGAAUCAUUACAAAAUCGUUAUAAUGAUCCUAUCGCCUUUCGAAUGGGUGAAUUUUUAUUAAACUACCAAAUGGAUAAACAAACUGUAAGUUUGUUACCGCGGGGAUUAACAAAUCGUAGCAAUUAUUGUUACAUUAAUAGUAUAUUACAAGCUUUACUUGCUUGUCCACCUUUUUAUAAUCUUCUGAUGGCUCUACCACAUUCUAAAAAUCCCAGUAAAAUGUCUUCCACUCCACUCAUCGAUAAUAUGAUUAAGUUUGUACACGAAUUCACACCGUUAUCAGAUGGUGCACGAUUGGCUAGAAAAGACAGAGCAAAUAAACGAGGAGAAGAUACUGUAGUAGAUAUACAAAGUGGAGUGGCCUUUGAACCUUCUUAUGUAUAUACAAUGUUGAAAAAUACGUCAGCUGCGGGUGUAUUUUCUGUGGAAGGACGUCAAGAAGAUGCAGAGGAAUUCCUUUCGUGCCUUCUGAACGGUAUCAACGACGAAAUGCUUGAACUUAUUAAAUUAGUAAAUAACGAUCAAAACGUAACGACUAAUGUUGAAACUAAUGUGAACUAUAACAACGGAGAAGAAGAAUGGAAGGUUAUGGGCCCAAAGAACAAAGGAUCGAUUACACGGUGUACCGAAUUCGGGAGGACUCCAUUGUCCGAUAUAUUCCGUGGACAACUGAGAUCUAGGGUAUCGCGAGCAGGAGAACAACCAACCGAUAACGUUCAACCUUUUUUCACUUUACAACUUGAUAUUGAAAAAGCAGAAUCUGUGAAGGGCGCGCUCGAGAUUCUUGUUGGAAAAGAUCAAUUAGAAGGAAUGACAUGUAGUAAAACAAAACAACAGAUCGAGGCUUGGAAGCAAGUUACUCUGGAGGAAUUACCUGUCAUUCUUAUAUUACACUUAAAGUGGUUUGAUUACAAACUUGAUGGUUGCUCAAAAAUCGUGAAAAGUGUGGAGUUUCCAGUCGACUUAAAAUUAGAUAGUAAAUUCCUGUCACCAAAUGCUGCAAAAAAAUUAAAUCCAAAACAAAAACACUACAAACUAUUUGCGGUCACUUAUCACGAUGGGAAAGAAGCAACGAAGGGUCAUUAUGUUACCGAUGCUUUUCACGUGGGAUACGGUGGCUGGGUCAGGUAUGAUGAUAGUUCAUUGAAAGGUGUUUCGGAAAGUAAUGUAUUAAAGCCAACUCCUCCCAGAGUUCCAUAUUUAUUAUACUAUAGAAGAUGCGACACUAUCGGAAAUAAUCAGUCAAAUAGUGGUAAAACACGUUAGGAAGGGGAGCACUAACACAUAGGUGAAACUAUAUUUUAAGUCUAUUGAGGCAGUUUAAAAGAAUGGCUUUUACAGUUUUGUGGUUCUUGUUGAUAUUUAUAUCUAAGUACAGAGAAUGUUUAUUACCCAAUAUCGUGAGAAAAUAGAAAGCUAUUUCCUUUUAGCAUACUGUACUUCCAUCGAAUAUUUGUACUAAGAUUGUUGUUACAAGUUCUAUGCAUAGUUUUCUUGGUACACGAAAUAAAAA